AUGGUUUGUCAGAACAUACAGUUAAAAAAUUUAAGAGAUGUUGCUUUGUUUUGUGUACACAGGAUCAAAAAGCAGAAGAAGAGUGACGCUCUCCGGAUCAUUAUGUUGGGGAAGACCGGCGCAGGGAAGAGCGCGACUGGAAACACCAUCCUGGACAGAGAGGCGUUCCAGUCUGAGCUGUCCUCUUCAUCCUGGACUUUUCAAUGCAAGAGAGCCGACGGAGAGGUCGGGGGUCGAAAGGUGGCGGUCAUCGACACCCCAGGGCUGUUUGACACUAAUUUCAACGAAGAAGAAGUGUUCAAGAGGAUCCAGCCGUGUAUGACGCUGGCUGCUCCCGGUCCGCACGCCUUCCUGGUGGUUCUCCAGCUGGGCCGGUUCACCAAAGAGGAGAGGGACACCAUCAAGAUGAUCCAGUCCUAUUUCGGGGAGGAUGCAGAGAGGUACUCUUUAGUGUUGUUCACACACGGAGACAAGCUAAAGAAGCAAACGAUUGAGACCUUCAUCUCAAAGAGUGAAGAGCUGAAGGGGCUCAUUGAGAUGUGCUACGGCAGAUAUCACGUCUUCAACAACCGACUCAGUGCCCGGGAACAGACCGUUCAGCUCAUGGACAAGAUCGACAGGAUGAUUCUGGAGAACGAGGGGGGGUACUACUCCGUCAAGAUGUUCAGAAAAGCAAAAAAGGCGUCAAAGAAAGCGAAAAAGAGAAUUUCAAAGGAGCAGCAGGACGUCGAGCAGGAGAAGAGGAACACGCUGAGGGCUGAAGUGGCUAGAGACAUGGGUUUGACAGAAGAGACAAAGAAACAAAUAUGUCUUCUGCAGUAG
Messenger RNA from Labrus bergylta (ballan wrasse), 822 nucleotides. The record is from RefSeq and is a predicted model, not a curated record. NCBI's taxonomy places the organism in Eukaryota, Metazoa, Chordata, Actinopteri, Labriformes, Labridae.